Molecule: messenger RNA, 1770 nt
Organism: Engraulis encrasicolus (European anchovy)
Lineage: Eukaryota; Metazoa; Chordata; Actinopteri; Clupeiformes; Engraulidae
Product: piggyBac transposable element-derived protein 4-like
Exons: 2
Coding region: 1-1770 (589 amino acids)
Source: RefSeq, a predicted model, not a curated record
AUGGCUUGUAAGUUUAGCGUGGACGACGUGUUGUCAAUGUGGGAUGACAUAGAGGUCCAGGAGUUUGACGACGAAUCAAGCUACUCUACUAGUGAAAGUAGUGAAGAGGAAAGCGAGAACAUCCCGCCUCCUCCUACUGCUGCUGCUUCGUCGUCUGGUCUGAGAGGCGACCAUUCCAAAGCCCAACCACCACCAACAAAAAGAAAGGGUCCUUCAUCUGGACGGCAAAAACAGGCUCCUGUUCAGUGGAAAACGGAGAAGGAUGUGGACAUUGCUCCACCACCUCUGCGAUUCCGGCCUCUGAAGACCCCAGGCAUACAGGUGGACACCACUGUCCAACACACCCCUGGAGACCUCUUCAAGCUAUUCUUUUCACCUGCUGUCGUCCGUCAACUGUGCCAAACUACCAAUAGUUAUGCUGCCGUGAACACAGUUGACAAAAGCUACAAGUGGGUGGACGUGGACGUGCCGGAGUUCUUCAGAUUCCUGGGGCUGCUGCAGUACACGGCGCUUGUAAAGCUGCCAUGUAUCGAAGAUUACUGGUGCACAGACCCCGUGCUGCAUGUGCCCUUUCCAAAAUCAGUCAUGCCCAGAGCCCGGUUCCAGGCCCUGCUGUGGAACCUGCACCUCAGCGACCUAAUGGAGGACCACACCAACGACCUCCAGAAGGGCACACCCCAGCACAAUAGGGUACACCGGGCACAGCCCCUGCUCGAUCAUAUGAAAGUGGCGUGCAAGGCGGCUUACCAUCCGAGAAGGGAGCUGGCAGUGGAUGAGAGGAUGGUUGCCACAAAGGCCAAGACGGGCAUUACCCAGUUCAUGAAGAACAAGCCCACCAAAUGGGGUAUAAAGCUCUUCGUGGUCGCCGACUCCAGCAACGGCUACACUGUUGACUUUACAGUUUACAGUGGGAAAAUGGGUGGGACCUCUGAGAAAGGGUUGUCCUACGAUGCGGUGAUGGCCCUGGUGCAGCCAGCGGUCAUGGGCACAGGGUAUCACGUAUACGUGGACAACUUUUACUCAAGUCCCACCCUUUUCAACGACCUGGUGAGCCUCAACAUCGGCGCCUGCGGCACCUACAGGGAGGGGAGAAAGGGGUGUCCUCCCAGUCGAGGCCUGAUGACCAGGAAGACACCACGGGGCACGUUGCGCUGGUUGAGGCAAGGAAAGCUGGUGUUCGUCAAGUGGAUGGACACACGGGAGGUGUCGAUGUGUUCGACAAUCCACGCAGCGCAUGGUGGCCAGACGGUGAGGAGGAGGGUAAAGAGCAGGGAUGGAACCUUCAGCACCAUCGAGGUCCCGUCCCCCCUUCCUGUGAUCGCCUACAACAAGCACAUGGGUGGAGUUGAUCGCAGUGACCAGCUGAUCCAGUACUACUCCGCACACAGGAGGGUGAGCCGGCCAUACCGUACCCUCUUCCUCCACUGUUUUGACAUCGCAACCACCAACGCCUACAUCUUGCACGUAGAGCUGUCUCAGGCCAGACAGCAGAGGGCCCUGUCUCACAAGGCCUUCGCUUUACAGCUGGUGAAGGAUCUCUGUGAGGUGGAGACCUCUGGAGCACCACGAAACAGGCAAACCUCACAUCUGCCUGUGCCACUCGCUGAACAGCCAGGGGACAUCUCCUACAGGGCAACGGCUGGUCGCAGGAGAUGCCAGCUUUGCGCUGACAGGGGCAUCCGCAGCGACACGCCCUGGAAGUGUGAGGCCUGUGACGUGCCUCUCUGCCUGCAGCUCAACCGCAAUUGUUUCAGAGAGUGGCAUGUGUAA